Messenger RNA from Rosa chinensis, 558 nucleotides. Its product is annotated as B3 domain-containing protein LOC_Os12g40080. The transcript has 2 exons. The record is from RefSeq and is a predicted model, not a curated record. NCBI's taxonomy places the organism in Eukaryota, Viridiplantae, Streptophyta, Magnoliopsida, Rosales, Rosaceae. Bases 1 to 558 code for a protein of 185 amino acids. Gene Ontology annotation, molecular function: DNA binding.
AUGCCAACAGCUUUUGUCAACGACUUCAAUGGACCAGCACUAUGCAAACUUCGAGGCCCUAAUGGAAAAUGCUGGGACGUAAAAUUGGAAGAGAAAAACAAUGAUCUAUUCUUCCAUAAAGGCUGGAAGAAAUUUGUGAAGGAUAACUAUUUGGAGGAAGGAGACUUUCUGGUUUUCAAUUAUGAUGGCAAUUCAUUGUUCAGUGUGACAAUCUAUGAUAAAAGUGCAUGUGAAUUAAUGGACAUGGAAGAAGCCAAGAGAAAGAGAAGUACUGACUGUUUUAACAUUCCUAUAAUAAUAGCCAGGGCUAAAGAUCUCAUGAGCAAGCGGACUAUAGAGCUUCGGGAUCCAAGCAACAGAUCAUGGCCUGUUACAGUGACCCCCAUGGAAGAUGGUCGUACACUUAUGAACAAAGGCUGGUGUGAUUGUUGCAAGGCGAACCAGAUUAAGAAAGGGAACACCGUUGUUUUUGAGUUUGUGAAGGGACAUGUGAAGCUUCACAUCAUUAGAGAUGAGGGAUGUGAAGUGAUGCUCACAGGUCCUAAUAUCGUAUAUUGA